Sorghum bicolor (sorghum) is the source of this 473-nucleotide messenger RNA. RefSeq lists its product as uncharacterized. NCBI's taxonomy places the organism in Eukaryota, Viridiplantae, Streptophyta, Magnoliopsida, Poales, Poaceae. The coding region runs from base 75 to 281 and encodes 68 amino acids. The record is from RefSeq and is a predicted model, not a curated record. The transcript has 2 exons.
UGGAUAGAGGCUUUGCCGCUCACAGUCACAGCCUCACAGGAGGUCGCUGCGGUGGUUCAGUACUUCAGUUCGCCAUGGAAGGUGCAGUCGGCCAAAUGGUCGUCCCGGUCCUCGGCAUCGUUGCCGCGGCCGCCGUGACCUUCUACACCGUCAGCUUCAUGGAGAUGCGAGACAAAUCUUUCGAGGAGCUCGACGAGAAGUACUCGGAGCUCGACGAGUCAGGCGGACGGCAGCGCCGGUCUCGCCGGAGGGCCGAGCGCGACAGGAAGAGAGCGAAAUGAUUGACCACCACACACACCGCCGAUCUUAUGAAUUUGUUGAUUUGGAGAUAUGCCGGUUAAUUCAUAGGGGUGAGUGUGCAUGUACCUACUGAAGCAGCUAAAACGAUGGAUUUGUUUAAACGACUCCAUAUAUAAUGUACCCUCUGCUGUUCUUCGGUUCUAUCAGGACUUGUAAAACAAAUUUCCCCUAAA